AUGUCUUCGUACUAUCACUCCUACGCCCACCAGCAGCCUACAGCCGCCGCUGCUCCUGCAGUAUCCCACGCUCACCAUGGUGGGCGUAACAGGAGAGCUCCCAGGCUGUCUGUUUCCCAGAACACGCAUAAGCAGUUCCGUGGUGUCCGCAGUAUGAAGGACUUGUCCGAGUCUGUGUCCGUGGUCUCGUACCGCACAAAGUACGAGGCUGGCCGCUCCUUUGAUCUCGAGGACGACAUGGAGUUUUGCCCCGGCCUUUUGACCGAUGAUGAUUUGGUCUCCAUCCACAGCGCUUCCUCUGAGCGCUCCUCCUUGGCAAGCAAUUCGCCCCAAAGCUCUCCUACGCAGCAGCCCACCACUAUUGCCCCAGGCUUCUCGCUCAACUCACCCUAUCUUCCUCCGGUCUACCAAAGUCAACAGGCGACCCUUAAGCUUCACCAGCCCUCUGCCACCCGCGGCCGUAAUGCCAUUCCCAUCAUCAACCCUGCUACUGGCAUCACCAUGACCAGCCCACCCCCCUCGGUAUCGCCCGCUCGGAUGCAGCAGCAGCAGCAGUCCCUUAUGGGCGCUCGGCCACGGUGGUAG
Molecule: messenger RNA, 585 nt
Organism: Neurospora tetraspora
Lineage: Eukaryota; Fungi; Ascomycota; Sordariomycetes; Sordariales; Sordariaceae
Exons: 2
Coding region: 1-585 (194 amino acids)
Source: RefSeq, a predicted model, not a curated record